CCUCCUCUCAGAGUCGCAGCCGGGCGAGACUGACUGCUGUGCUUUCGCUUCUGUCAAAUUCGAGUUGCUUUUUCGGCCCUCACACACCAUGAGCUGGCAGGACUACGUGGACAAGCAGCUGCUCGCCUCGCGGUGCGUCACCAAGGCGGCCAUCGCCGGACACGACGGCAACGUGUGGGCCAAGUCCGAGGGCUUCGAGCCGAUGAAGGAUGAGCUAGCCAAGCUGGUGGCCGGAUUCGACAGCCAAGACCUGCUCACCACAGGGGGUUUGACGCUGGGCGGCACCCGCUACAUCUACCUUUCGGGCACAGACAAGGUGGUACGCGCCAAGCUGGGCAAGGUGGGCGUACACUGCAUGAAGACGACCCAGGCCGUGGUGGUGGCCCUUUACGAAGACCCCAUCCAGCCCCAGCAGGCGGCCUCGGUCGUCGAGAAGCUCGGAGAGUAUCUCGUUGGCUGCGGAUACUAGCAGUCGAGUUGGAGAGCGGCCGAAGAUCUUGUGGACGUCGCUUGCUUGUUAUUAUUUCAGCCCAGGAGGGCCUUAAACAUUGCCAAUUAAGUGAUAAUUUAAAAGUAUUUUCAAAAUUAAAAAAGCCAACACGCGCAUUUGGUUGCUGAUCAUCGUGACUUGAAGUGUUUUUUGGUCCUUUUGUACUGCUCUAAUUUAAGAUCACAUCGAAAACUACUACUACUAUAAACUACUACUAUUUGCUGGACAAUUUCUUUUUUUGUGAAUUGAAAUAAUAAAACGAUAAGGGGAAAUUGAAAAAACUUAAAACCACGUGCCAAUUUGAGUCACAGCCGCCUCUUCAUUUUGGAUCCCUGCUGCGCGCGAAACACUUUUUAUCUUUCUUUUCUCAGCUCACGGCGCAUUUUUCUCAAGUCUUUUUACGUAUCGAACGUACGAUUUAUAUAAAUAAAUAAAAAUAAUCCUACACUCGACAGAGGAAAGAAGAGGAAGAAGUCGGAAAAUUAUUCUCCACUGUCAGUAUUCUACCAUUGAUCCCUAUCGCUGUUUUUUAUUUUAUUGAUUGAGUGACAAAUAAUGAAACAACUCUAGAAUAAAAAAGCCGUUUUUCAUUUUCAAAA
Messenger RNA from Neocloeon triangulifer, 1089 nucleotides. It is a transcript of the gene chic, whose product is annotated as profilin. The record is from RefSeq and is a predicted model, not a curated record. The transcript has 3 exons. Gene Ontology annotation, cellular component: cell cortex. Gene Ontology annotation, molecular function: actin monomer binding. The coding region runs from base 89 to 469 and encodes 126 amino acids. Lineage: Eukaryota; Metazoa; Arthropoda; Insecta; Ephemeroptera; Baetidae.